CCAACACUGAAUUCGAUUAGGAGAGGGUUCCCGCCGCAGUGGUUACCGCGGAUCAGGAGCCGCGUGAAAAUUUAGCCCGACAUGCCGAAAUCGGUAAUAGAUGUGUGGACACUGGAUAGUAACCAGAUUCGACCGGCCCUCCGGAAAAGCCACCCCUGACUUCCUAAAUUUUGUGUAUCAGAAUUUGUUGCCGGUCGGAAAAGAUGUAUCCUAUCCUAUCUUCUGUAUAGGUGUCCUAUGUACAUUUAUAUACCUUUUUGUUCAGAGACUCUGUGCCUGCCUGCCUUGACGUUCUGUCCGUGAACUUCCUGCCGACCAAUGUCGAACAGCCCCCGGAGCGUCCAGUCCGCCGCGGGCGACCUUGCAGAUGCCGGUUCGCCCCUCUCAUCACCAGCGACCUCCCCGUCUUUAACACGCCGCUCGGCGAGGGCGAGAUUCAAUCCGACAGGGAAUCGAGCUGGUUCCCGCCCGGCGUCGCCCACCGCGUCUGUCGUCUCUUCUUCGCCAACAUCAUUGAAAACCAAAGAGGAAACCGCUCACUUCAGGAAUGCUCAACGAGAGCGGUGCGUUUCGCGUGACGGCACAACGGAUGAGGAUCUGCUGUCGCGCGUGCGGGCGCUCGGACUGGAGCUUGCUGACUACGACGCCCCCAACAGUCUUGUGGGCGAACUAGGGUGGCACCAUCUUCUUUGCAAACAGCUCUUUGCCCGCGUCCCGUAUGAGGAGCUCCCUCCGGCAACGCAAACCCUUCUUGCGCCCUUCGUCCUCCCUGAAGCCCAUACAUGCGGAACGCUGUUGGACGUCGUAUCAUUUACCAAACAGGAGAAGGCGGCGUUCGACAAAUCUCGUGCGCUGAUGGGUGUUCCAUGGAUGGUGGUGACGCCAAGGACAGAAUCGGUCUUUCAAAUUCAUAUUUACAUGAUACUGAGAGAGUUUUUCGACUACGCCGUCAACGUAAACGAGAAGAACAAGGUCCCCUAUGCGUGUAUGCCAGGAUACCGCCUGGGCAUCCCCGAUAUCGCCGCCAAUUGCCGCGGUGCUGCCCUGGACAGCGGUCUAAGCCCCAAUGGCAUGGGACACGAGAGGUUCGUUCCAGCCGCCAUAAUUGGUGAAGUCAAAGGGGAUGUCAGUCCGGUGAGCGCCGAGCCGCAACUAGCCUCGUAUCUUGGCGGCCAAGCGGUUAUGCUUCUAGCUGCAGGUGUACCUGCCGAUCAGGUUUACGUCGUUGGGUUCACUUUGGGAGGAUGGCAAGUCGUUUUUGGAGCAGUAACUGUGCGCCCCAAUCCCGACAAUCCGGCCGCAGCGCAGUUGGUGUAUACGCGGGUGUUAGAUUUUGGACGGUUGGACCUCGAGAGUUCAUGGCAGGCGACUGGCGUUGCGCGAAUGCUGGUGGCUCUGGCUCGUUUGCGGAAAGACUUGGAGGAUAAAUUGCAGAAGGAUGGAGGUUUCUUGUUCCGCGCCGCUGCCGAUCACUUCGACACGGACGACGAAGCAGAUGACGACGACGACGACGCCGUAUUCCUGGCCGCCUCUCGUUGCCACGAGGGCAGCGACGAGACAGUAUCUUCUUCGGCUCUUCAGGGCCCGCGGUCAAAGUAUGCAGAGGUACUGGACUGGGUGGCCGGUGUUGGAGCGGCGCAUGCGGAGGAUGCCUAGAAGGUUUAUAUUCAAAAGGCUUGAUGAAAAUCAGGAGAUAAAUUAAAAGAAACUAGAAGUGAUCAAGAAUAUCCGGGCUGCAGACGUUGUGAGGCAGAUGUGGCAUGUUGCAAUCUUCCUUUGUUUCAAUAAAGGUGCGUCAAUUCCCAACAUUUCAACCACAUGCAAUACGCGGGAGGCGACAAGCUGCGAGCAUACCUGAUUCGGAAGGGUCCCUUCAGAGCAUUGCCCCGUCCUCAAUUACACAAUCUGAGUACAUCCUCCUGAUCGCAUCUAUUCACAAUGAGUUUCGGACAUACAUUGGCAGGAACAAUGCAGGUGCCCAGCGAACCGGAAUUGGGGGGAGUUAUGGGUUCACCCCGGCAGCAU
Molecule: messenger RNA, 2025 nt
Organism: Fimicolochytrium jonesii
Lineage: Eukaryota; Fungi; Chytridiomycota; Chytridiomycetes; Spizellomycetales; Powellomycetaceae
Exons: 2
Coding region: 319-1656 (445 amino acids)
Source: RefSeq, a predicted model, not a curated record